This is a messenger RNA of Empidonax traillii (willow flycatcher), 2074 nucleotides long. It is a transcript of the gene RAD1, whose product is annotated as RAD1 checkpoint DNA exonuclease. Gene Ontology annotation, cellular component: nucleus; checkpoint clamp complex. The transcript is spliced from 5 exons. The coding region runs from base 34 to 879 and encodes 281 amino acids. The record is from RefSeq and is a predicted model, not a curated record. Gene Ontology annotation, biological process: DNA damage checkpoint signaling; DNA repair. NCBI's taxonomy places the organism in Eukaryota, Metazoa, Chordata, Aves, Passeriformes, Tyrannidae. Gene Ontology annotation, molecular function: 3'-5' exonuclease activity.
UCCCGCCCCUCCUCUCCUGCCCCGCAUCCAACCAUGCCGUUCUCGGCGCCGCCGCCCGCCAGCGGCGAGCCCUUCGUGCUGUCCGCCAGCUUGGACAACGCGCGGCACCUCUCCAGCCUCCUGCGGGCCGUGCACUUCCAGGACCACGCCACGUGCUUCGCCACGGCCAGCGGGCUGCGCGUCACCGUGGAGGAUGCCAAGUGCAUCCAGGCCAACGCCUUCAUCCAGGCAGAAAUUUUUCAGGAAUUUGCUGUUCAGGAGGAAUCAGUGAUGUUCCGGAUCAAUUUGUCUGUUCUUCUUGACUGCCUGACCAUUUUUGGCACCAGCUCUUUGCCAGGAACAUCAACGGCCCUUAGGAUGUGUUACCGUGGUUAUGGUUAUCCCCUGAUGCUGUUCUUGGAGGAAGGAGGAGUAGUGACAGUGUGCAAAAUUAACACUCAGGAACCUGAGGAGUUGUUGGAUUUUGAUUUCUGCAGUACAAAGGUUGUUAAUAAAAUCAUCCUACAGUCAGAGGGGCUACGAGAAGCAUUUGCUGAACUGGAUAUGACUAGUGAAGUUCUGCAGAUUACCAUGUCUCCAGAUAAACCCUACUUCAGGUUAUCCACUUUUGGAAAUGCUGGAAGUGCACAUCUGGACUAUCCUAGGGACUCUGAUUUGAUGGAAGCAUUCCACUGUAACCAGACUCAGACAAACAGGUACAAGAUUUCUUUGCUUAAACCAUCUACAAAGGCAUUGGCUUUAUCUUGUAAAGUGUCCAUUCGAACAGAUGCUCAAGGAUUUCUUUCACUUCAGUAUAUGAUCAGGAAUGAAGAUGGACAGAUCUGUUUUGUGGAAUACUAUUGUUGCCCUGAUGAGAAUAUUGCUGAAGCAGAACUGUAGGGGUAUGUGUUGGCAUCUGUAAUAUAUUUUUUAUUAUAUAAAAUAGUGUAUUUUUUUUACAAAGUAAAUGAAAGCUGUAAAGAUUGAUAGGCUUAAUAGUGUCUUUUUUUUAAACUCUGGAAUAAGAAAUCUGAGGACUUUAAUUUUCUUCCCUUGCAUUUCUUAGCCUCGACUCAAAAAAACUGACUCUGAAAAAGCAAAAAGUGGAGUUGAUCUCUUGUAGACACUGGUUGCAGCACAUAUGUUAAAGUAGUGUUUGUAUAAUACAUUGCUGCUUUUUACAAUUUUCUCCAAGAAUUUUUGUUUCUGUUUUGGUUUUUGUCUUUGCCUUGCAGUGAGCAAUUACACAAGGGAAAAUCUGAAUGCUAGCUGUAUAUUAGGCAGUUAACUUUCAGUGACUUAAAGCCAAAUUUGUCUUGAAAGAGGAUAGGUAAAAUUUUCAAACUGAUUUCUUUCUGUCAAAUGCUGACCUGUUUUGUCAGUGAAGCCACUAGGCUUCUCCUCCUCUUGAUUAAUUCUUAAUAUAACUCAAUUCCUUGGAGUUUCAUCUGAUACCAGUUCACCAUUUUGUCUGCACUACUGGUGUUGAAUUGGUAAAUGGAUACAGAAGCCAGGAUUUACUUGCUCAUUACUCAGAACUGUUUUGGCGACAUCACUGUUUAUUGGAUCAGUGAUUUAUUACACAUCUGCAAGAAUGCUGCUACUGAGGUGUUUCUGUAUGUGCAUGACCCUGUUCCUACCCUGCUACUCUCUACCUCUACUGUUAAAAACCUUAAGAAGAGAGAAAAGUUUCAUAUUUAAAAUUAUGAAAUUUUUUUAUCUUCUCAGUAGCCUUUUUCAGCAACAGAAGGCACUCCUAAACUGGAGUUUCUACAACCUCAGACUGUGGUCAAGUUUUGUUGUUUGUCAGAUAAGGUCCUGCUUUGCACCGAUGGAAAACAGUACGUUUGUAUCUUACCAAGUGGAUUGCUCCACAAUCCAACAGAACCCAAGUCCUUUGGGAUUAUUUUAAGUUUAAAAUACUUCUGUUUACCAUUUUUCACAUCUUCCUUAUGUCAGCAAGAGUACACUUUCAGAGUGCACAGUGUUAGUAGCUCAGUUUUGUUGUCUCCCAUGCCAGUCAUCCGUUUAUUGCAAUAAAUUUUACAGUUGAAAAACAAUUACAAGUUUUUGAACUACAGGGCGGAUAAAGAUA